This is a messenger RNA of Sinocyclocheilus rhinocerous, 1028 nucleotides long. RefSeq names its product mal, T cell differentiation protein 2 (gene mal2). Gene Ontology annotation, cellular component: membrane. The transcript is spliced from 4 exons. Gene Ontology annotation, molecular function: structural constituent of myelin sheath. Lineage: Eukaryota; Metazoa; Chordata; Actinopteri; Cypriniformes; Cyprinidae. Bases 154 to 687 code for a protein of 177 amino acids. The record is from RefSeq and is a predicted model, not a curated record. Gene Ontology annotation, biological process: myelination.
UUCAGAGUAACUGAGACUGCAUGCCCUCAGACACCAUUGUUUGUCUCAACUGUGGGAGUGGAAAAUGACCUAACAAGAUGGGAGUGGCCACACACCUGUCAGACCUGUUCCUGAUUCUGAUUCUCCCAUGCGUUAGUCCUUUGUUCAACCUGAAUGAGGAUGGCGGAAACACCGAACCCGGCCACUACCUCCUUUCCAGCACCGACUAUUUCUCUACCACUUGGAAUGGAAAUAUUGAGGACAUAUUCAGGGGCCCUGAUUUGUUUGGAAAUUGUGUUUGGAGGGUUGGUGUGGAUAUUAGUAGCGUCGACGAAUGUGUCUGUGCCAUUGUUGCAGGGAUGGGUGAUGUUUGUGUCAGUAACCAUGUUCAUCUGUUCGUCUCUAUACCUUGCCCUGUUUCUGCUGGGCCUGGCUGACAAGAUUAACACUGACUGGAAUUUCAUGGACAUGUUCUACCAUUUCAUCGCUUUGCUGUUUUAUUUUGGUGCAUUUUUGCUGGAAGCUACAGUUUCAUCUGCGGGUACAUAUGCAAACAGCACCUGCAUACGCAGACCCCGUGGCAAUAUAAUAACAUUUAUGGACUAUAGAGAAUAUAACAUUAAUGUCGCUGCUGCGAUAUUUUCAUUUAUAGUGACUUUGUGUUAUGGCUGUAGCAUGUUCAUGGGCUUCAGGAGAUGGAGAAAAUAGCACACAAAAAUGAAGCAUAUGUAACUGAUUCAUAGCACAAUAUCAAAUGUAAACUGUACUGUUAUGGACAUUACACAAGGUGAUAAUGGUUUACCACAGUGUCUCUAGGGACUUUAGUCACAUUUUAUUUGUAUUUUCUUAUUUUUAUUAUAUAUAGAGUGCAUCCUGAAAGUAUUCACGCGCUUCACUAUCUCCACACUUUGUUAUAUUACGGCAUCCUGUUUCUACUGAUCAUCCUUGAGAUGUUUCUACUGGAGUCCACCUGUGGUAAAUUCAGUUGAUUGCAGAUGAUUUGGAAAGGUACACUCCUGUCUAUAUAAGGUCCCACAGUUAACUGCAUG